Molecule: messenger RNA, 790 nt
Organism: Andrographis paniculata
Lineage: Eukaryota; Viridiplantae; Streptophyta; Magnoliopsida; Lamiales; Acanthaceae
Exons: 4
Coding region: 112-576 (154 amino acids)
Molecular function (GO): calcium ion binding; enzyme regulator activity
Source: RefSeq, a predicted model, not a curated record
AAAAUUAAUUUCAUUGCACACAGUCACAUACUCUCUCUCUCUCUCACUCUCUCUCUCUAAAACACACACACACACACACGAAAGAUCGCCGGAAGAAAACAUCAAAUCGAGAUGGCGGAGGAAGAAGAAGAAGAAGUGAACGAAGAGAGGAUUAUGGAUUUGAAGGAAGCCUUCCGACUCUUCGACAAAGAUGGAGACGGACGCAUAACGGUGGAGGAAUUGGGGGCGGUGAUAGAGUCGUUAGGACAAACGGCGACCAACGAAGAGCUCAAUGACAUGAUAAGUGAAGUCGACACUAACCGCAAUGGCACAAUCGAAUUCUCCGAAUUCAUCCAUCUCAUGGCCCGAACUAUGAAGGAAAGUGAUGCGGAAGAAGACCUGAGAGAAGCCUUCGAUGUGUUCGACGAGGACAAGAAUGGAUUCAUAUCUGCUACAGAGCUGGGGCACGUGAUGAUGAAUCUUGGGGAGAAGCUGACGGAUGAGGAGGUGGAUCAGAUGAUCAAAGAGGCUGAUCUGGACGGCGAUGGGCUCAUUAAUUUUCACGAAUUUGUCAAAAUGAUGAUUACCAUGGAAUGAGUUAAUUAAUACACACAUAUACUGUAAUUUCCUCUUUUAUUACACCACCUGUUUUUGUACCAUUUUUUUUUUUUUUUUUUUGCAAACCAAGUGGAUAGGAAUUUUUUGUAAUAUACAUUAGGGGUGCGGGUUAAAAUUAAUCAGCAUUGUACCGACAGUAUUUGAAAUAUAAACUGUCUAUUUUAUUUACGGAGAUAAAUUUAUUAUAUGUGUU